AUGGGAUACGUUGCAGAAAUCAAAGACACCAUACAAAAAAUCAGAGUAUGGUUAGGGACCUUUGAUACAGCCGAGGAAGCAGCUCGAGCCUAUGAUGAAGCCGCUUGCUUGUUACGUGGAUCCAACACCCGAACCAACUUCUGGCCUUCUUCUCAAUCCUUCUCCACCACACCCGCACUCCCAUCAAAAAUCACGAAUCUUCUUCUUCAUAGGCUCGAAGCCCGAAACAACACUCAACCACAAUCUGCUUUGGUGAAUCGACAUGAUGACGUGAAGCAACCGGAGGUGGAGGCAGAGUUCUUAGAUACGUAUUUUACCGAUUUUUUAAACGAUGUAGAUGGGUAUCUGCCUGUAAACAAUAUGAUGGUUGGUGAUGUUUGCAGCAACGUGAGCUUUGAAUCGUGUAUGCCUGUUGAUGUGGAUUCUUGUGGAGAUACAAAUGGUGGAGACGGGAGGGAGGAGGAGGAGGAGGAAGAAGAAGAUGAAGGGGUGGAUUUUAGGUUUAUUGAUGAAAUUGGAUCGGGUUACAAUUUUUCACCAUUUGAGAUGGCUCAAGAAAUGGCAUUGGAGCAGGUUUAUGAUGGAGAGGAAGAAGAGCCGAUGACGAUAAGUGAAGCGAUGAAAAGGAUGAAAUAUGAACGUAAGUUUUCGGCUUCUCUUUACGCGUUUCAUGGUAUUCCCGAGUGUUUACAGCGAAAAGUUGGACCGGGAGGAGGUGUGAAGUGUAAAGAAAAGUCGAAAAUGCAAAGAAUGGUUCAUCAGGAGAUUGAAGAACGUAAAAAGGAUGCAGUAGAGGAGUGUUUUGUUUCCUCUUUGGAUGAUGGAGAAUUGUCGCUAUGGAGCUCGCUUGAUCUUCCUAGUAUUUGUUAUGUCAAUUAG
Messenger RNA from Lactuca virosa, 879 nucleotides. The record is from the annotation of a GenBank genome assembly. NCBI's taxonomy places the organism in Eukaryota, Viridiplantae, Streptophyta, Magnoliopsida, Asterales, Asteraceae.